AUGUAUUCCUUCACAAUGUGGUCGUUACUCACAAUAUCGAGGAAAAGCAGGUUCAUGUUACGCAGCGCAAGCCUUACUAGAUUAUUUCUCGACAUGACCCCUGUCUCUCUAUUGUGCAAUUUGCUUCCGUGGAUAGUCCCUUUCCUCGCCCCUUGCCUCGUACUCUCACCAUCCGAGCUAAACCCGUCCAUCCUAUCACGUAUAAUGUCCACAGCUCUACUCUCUAUUGCCACUUCACAAAAUCGAUCUGUCACGACUACUCCCUCUAGCUCAGCCAAAACGUUAGCCGCUCUCGAGGAAUAUUGCUCCUCGUCAGAUACCGAUACCGAGAAUAACCCCCACAACGCAACCCAAACAGCCAACCCUCCUCGCCCGAGUACACCAUCCGCGCCAGAGAUGCCAGCCCUGGACUCUUCCUCGUCGCUCAAGCUCGCAGCUACACCCGCCCUCGCUGAAGUCAUUACCGUCGCAGAGCGUUUUCAAGCCGUCGCUGUCCAAGAUCGAAUGCGCCGUGCCCUGCGGCCAAGUGCGAGCUCUGGAUUCACCAGCACCGCAUUGUCUCAGGUCAAUCACCAGACCAACAACAACACCGAGGAAGACGAUCAGAAGCAAGUAUCGAUAUCAGAGGAGCCCAAAUGUCCUGGAGAUCUAUCAAGUCUGGCGAGUCAGAGCUUUGAGGUGGAGGAAAUUAUCUCUUCGACACGGCCCAUUUACGAGGGUCUUUCUGCUUCAUAUUGGAGCAAAAGUGUACGUUUUGGAGAGGACGCGCCGAGCCACGUUCAGAUCGGACUGGGCCUCCUUGAGGUGCCACUCACAGAAACCGGGCUUGGUCUUCUUUCACAAUCCCCACUGCGUUCUCUCCGUGCCAAGCAUGUAAUCAAGGCACUUUCACCUCGCCUUCCCAGCUCUCUGUCAUUCGGCUCGCUCGCUCAACUGGAGGAAGGACUCUUCCAGCCGACAAGCUCUUUAUCUUCGUCUAUUUCUAUGACUGCAUUCAAACCCUCUCGAAUCACGCAGGUGGGCUGUGGCGUCCGGUCUGUGUCUGUUCUGGCUUCAAGCAGCAGUGUCGGGUCAUUGUGGAAUUUGCAGCAGCGCAGAGCAGAGAAGGUACAUGUUACAAUGCUUCGAAAGGCAUUUGGUGUCGUGGAAAGGGUAUUUUCGGGGGGGAUGUAG
Molecule: messenger RNA, 1173 nt
Organism: Mycena indigotica
Lineage: Eukaryota; Fungi; Basidiomycota; Agaricomycetes; Agaricales; Mycenaceae
Exons: 2
Coding region: 1-1173 (390 amino acids)
Source: RefSeq, a predicted model, not a curated record